GAAAAUGUCAGCAAAAACCAAAGAGGAAGCAAAAUGAAGGAGGUAUAUAAACAGCCCAGCAGGAAUCCCAAAGGGUUGGAGAGAGACGGGGAGAGAAGAGGAGAAGAGGAGAAGAGGAGAAGACAGAUAUUAUCGAUUAACGCGAAUUGGGAAUUAGGGUUUGGUGUGGGUGCUGGUGAUCUUCCGCUUCGGGAACCAUGGCGACGGGGAAAUCACCUACGCCGGCAUCGCCGGAGGUGCAGCAGAGCAAUGCGGAGGCGCGGCCAGGCCUGAGGAAGCCAGUCUUCGUGAAGGUCGAGCAGCUCAAACCUGGCACAAAUGGUCAUACACUCACCGUCAAGGUUGUUACCUCCAAUACCGUGUUGCAGAAGGGUCGAUCGGUGUCCCAGCACCUCCGCCAGACUCGGAUCGCUGAGUGCCUUGUUGGGGACGAAACUGGAACCAUUUUGCUCACUGCGCGUAAUGACCAAGUUGAUCUAGUAAAGCCCGAGACAACUAUCAUUAUCCGGAACGCGAAGAUUGACAUGUUCAAAGGGUCUAUGAGGCUAGCAGUUGAUAAAUGGGGCCGAAUCGAGCUCACUGAGCCUGCAAACUUCGUCGUCAAGGAAGACAACAAUCUAUCUUUAGUCGAGUAUGAACUUGUGAAUGUUGCAGAGGAAUGAUAAGGGCCUAUUAAAGGCCAACUUAAGCAUACAAUAGGUUGAGAUGACUGGUCAUCGAAUUUCCUGGUAAUCUGCUGAUGUGAAUAUAUAACAACACUACAUUAUAAUUUUGUGUGGGUGAAGUAUUUAAACGAAAGAAUCCGUUUCAUUUUGUCUAAACUUGUCGGUAUGACUUAUGUGAAGCCAUGUUUUGUCGGGUAUAGGUAUGAAUAGGUAGUAGUUUGGUUCUUCUUAUGACUCUGGAAAUGUAAUCGGGCAUCAAUGAUGACGAAAAAUGCUUUUGGUAUA
This is a messenger RNA of Momordica charantia (bitter melon), 950 nucleotides long. RefSeq lists its product as uncharacterized. NCBI's taxonomy places the organism in Eukaryota, Viridiplantae, Streptophyta, Magnoliopsida, Cucurbitales, Cucurbitaceae. The record is from RefSeq and is a predicted model, not a curated record.